AUGGUAAAAACCGAGGCAAAAGAGGGUCUAUUGCCUCAGUUCUGGAUCCAAUCGAGGCAUGAAUUCUACCAGAAACCUGAUCAGGUGGUUGUAACCAUAUUUGCAAAGAAAAUCCCCAAGGAAAGCAUAACUGUUGAAUUUGGCGAACAAAUACUAAGUGUUAGUAUUAAUGUCCCAGGGGAAGAUGCAUAUGUUUUUCAAACUCGCUUAUUUGGAAAGAUUGUACCCUCCAAUUGCCGGUAUGAUGUAUUAUCAACCAAAAUUGAAAUUCGCCUUGAGAAAGCGGAACCUAUUCAUUGGUCAUCUCUUGAAUUCACCAAAAACGUUGUAGUUCCACAGAUGGUUAAUGCCUCUUCAGUUACUGCAAGUCAUAGACCUUCUUACCCGUCCUCAAAACAAACCAGAGAUUGGGACAAGAUCGAAGCUCAAGUCAAGAAAGAGGAGAAAGAUGAAAAGCUCGACGGGGAUGCUGCAUUGAACAAAUUUUUCCGGGAAAUAUACCAAGAUGCAGAUGAGGAUACCAGAAGAGCAAUGAAAAAGUCAUUUGUGGAGUCUAAUGGAACUGUGCUGUCUACAAACUGGAAAGAAGUGGGAUCAAAGAAGGUGGAGGGAAGUCCUCCUGAUGGCAUGGAGUUGAAAAAAUGGGAAUAUUAAGAUACUUUCUGAAUCAAUGUUUAUAUAUAAUUUGGUGUGGGAUUAUGCUUUUAAUGCUUUCUGUUGGUUAGUUAACUGCUGAACUAGAGAUCUUAUUUUAUUCGAAUUUUUUUUUUUCAUAAGGUUUGUCCGUCUUCGCUUGGACCUGAAUUAAUGGUUGUUGGUUGAGGACAAGGCUGUUCCUAUUUGGUUAAUAUAAUGCAACUUUCUGGUUUA
Messenger RNA from Vigna umbellata (rice bean), 870 nucleotides. Lineage: Eukaryota; Viridiplantae; Streptophyta; Magnoliopsida; Fabales; Fabaceae. The record is from RefSeq and is a predicted model, not a curated record.